Messenger RNA from Acanthosepion pharaonis, 717 nucleotides. Lineage: Eukaryota; Metazoa; Mollusca; Cephalopoda; Sepiida; Sepiidae. The record is from the annotation of a GenBank genome assembly.
AUGUAUGAAUUCAUAGCUUUUCAUUGUACUCAACUGGUAUGCUUCUUUUUCUUAUAUUUCUUCUUCUUUUCAUUCUUCUCUUUCCUCCUUCAUCGUUUUAUUCUUGUCAUUUUCCUUUUUCCUUCUUUUUCCUUUUUCUUUUUCCUUCUUCUUUUUCUUCUUCUUCUUCUUCUUCUUCUUCUUGUCGUUUUUCUUCUUCUUUAUUUUUCUUCUUUUUUACUUUUUUCUUCUUGUUAUUCUUUCUUCUUCUUCUUUUUCUUAUCUUUUUGUUUGUUCUACUUGCUUCUUCUUUUUCAUCUUUUUUCUUCUUUUUCUUAUCUUACUCCUACUCGCUUCUUCUUUUUCUUUCCUUCUUAUUCUCUUUUUUCUUCUUUUUCUUUCCUUCCCAUUCUUCAUUUUCUUCUUUUUCUUUUCUUCUCGUUCUUCUUUUACUUCUUUUUCCUUCAUCUUCUUUCUUUUGCUUUUUUCUUCUUUUUCCUUAUUGUCAUUAUUCGUCAUUUUUCCUCUUCUUUUUUCUUGUCUUUCUUCUUCUUAAAUUUCCUUCUUUUUUCUCCUUUUUCUUUUUCUUGUUUUUCUUCUUCUUGUCUUACUUCUUUUCUUCAUUUUCUUUUCUUCUUCUCUUACUCCUGUUUCUUCUUCUUCUUCUACUUUUUUUCUUUUCCUACUCCCUCUUCUUCCUUCUUCUUCCUCCUCUUCUUCUUCACAAAAACCUCUUAA